AUGUCAUCCAGCGAGACGUCUUCGAGAAAGAGAGAUGCGGAAACAAUUCACGUCGCGGGGAGCCCUAACGCGAAGCGGACCAAACGCUUCCGUGUCUCUAUAGCAUGUGCAGAGGUAAUCGAGGGAUGCGAGCACUCUAUCGUGGCCAUAUUAAAAGGCGAGUCCGCUAUCGCUUCCCCCGGUGGCCGGGAAGAAGAGACUGUCUCGACUGUCAACGUGUUGGUAGAUGCAUGGCGUAACAGCCCGUCAUGGAAGGAGCUGGAGACAAUUCUCUCAACGGUCGAAUCCGGGGAAGAUGAAGAGCUCACUGCGCGUGAUCUGCAUGACAGGCUCGAUGAAGCCCUGAAGAAGUCAUUAUCUAUUAAGGAGGAGUCGGCCACAAGCGCGAUACUUUGUGCGGCUUCACCACCCGACAGCCUGGCUGUGUUGCCUGACCACGUCAACACUUCAGAUGUUGUUGGGUCUCCUCGAGGGGACGGCGGCAUUUGGAACAAGGAGACCGGCGCCAUCGAAAAUCUUUCGCAUGAAAUUCGACCUGGAAGAUUGGCUAGCCUGUUACAAGAUUGGUCUGAACUUCUGGAUUUCUAUUUCGCAAAUACGAACUGUUGGAUACCCAUUGUCUUGAGGAACGACGCUUUUCGGGCGGCAUAUAUUUUCUCUACCGAGCCUAACUGUAAUAAUGCGAAUCAGUUACCGCUUGGCGACCAGGCCUGCCUUUUAUCAAUACUGGCCUAUGCUAGAUAUACACAGUGUAUUACCAUCGGAAAGAACGGCUCUCGGCAAGAUUUACAGGAUCAGUUCGCCAGCCUCUUCGCCCAAGCCUCACAGCUGAUAACAACCUACGAGAGUCGAAGAGAGAUUGGCCAUAUUCAAGCCAUGCUGGUCUUCACUCUUCUCCACUACGCCCAAGGAAACCUGGGGCUGGCGUGGUCCUUCGUCGGCAGAGCUGUAUACCACUCUGUUGAGCUAGGUCUCUUGACAUCGGGAGUCACACAAUCGCCGCCUCUGGAUGACCGAAGCAAACGAGUUAUACUAAGUUGCUUUGUCCUCGAGACUUUGUUGUCAGCUAGGCUACACAGACGGCCAUAUAUGCGGCCCUCCGACGUUCAAUCUGUGGGCUUACUCGACGCUGAUGGUAUCGAAGAAUGGGAGCCGUGGCGACCGACGGGUCUAUCAUCAUCCGCGGGCGCCGAUGCCGAGUAUAGGAACCUCCCAUGUUUUAACCCUACUACCCCCGAUGUGCACCGGAUUCUCGCACGCGUGGCCGAAGGACUCAAGCAACAAGGUGCCGUCACACUUUCGCCCAUUUCCGAUGUAUAUCUUCAUAUGAUCGAGAGCAGAAGCAGCAACGUCACACCAACGUUUCCGCCUGAAGGACUUGAUCCCAUCAAACCCAUGCGGGAAAUCAGGGCGAGAUACAAUGAAACCUGGCGUAACCCCAACAUGGACCCUCGUGACCCGGCUCAAGCAAGUAUGCGCAACGAGGCUGAGCCCAUCGCAGUCUCCAAUGAACCCUUUGGGGUUCCGGGUGAAAGUUCAAAGACUCAACCUGGUUCAAGAAAUCAGUCCUCGGCUACGAACGUCAUGGACAGUGCGGCGAAUGGAGUCGGCACAUAUGCUUUCAGAGCUCCAAGCGCUUUAGUUCCGGCCCAGCCGGAAGACGAUCUGUUCAACAGCCUUGUGUCUCUGGACAAUGAUGACAGUGUCUUGACCGUUCUGCUCAAUAUCGUCAAGCCACGGCCAGAACCAAUGGCUACCUAUCAACCCGCUAUUCUGUCUGCUUCGUUGGGCCGUGCAUGGCUUCAUGACCUCCACUAUAAACUGAAUCAAGCUGCUGCAGAUGGCUUCAAGGGAGUGGAAAUAUUCUAUGAGGACCUCGAAUAUGACGCGAGACGAAAGUUCCAGACUGAAAGCCCUAGCCCAGAGCAGCUGAUCAAGACCGCAACUGGGAUCCAGAGGACCUGUCAAUCAGCGGGACUUGAGGUCAUCUCCCUCCAGCCGUUCCUCUUCUACGAUGGUCUACUUGAUCGAGCUGAGCAUGAUCGACUGAUUGAUACGAUUCAUGUGUGGUUCAAGAUCGCCAGGGAGCUCAAGACAACCACGAUCCAGAUCCCAGCCAACUUCUUGUCCGCUGAAAAGCUCACCGGCGACUUCAACCUGAUUGCAGAUGACCUAAGGCAAUUGGCAGAUCUGGGCCUCAAGGAAGAGCCCCCCGUGAAGUUUGCAUACGAGAGCCUCUGCUGGAGCACGCAUGUUGACACUUGGGAGAAGGCCUGGAAAAUCUGUAAAAUGGUCGACCGCCCUAACUUUGGGCUGUGUCUCGACACGUUCAACAUCGCCGGCAGGGUCUGGGCCGAUCCGACGUCGCCGAACGGCAAGACGCCCAACGCCGACGCGGACCUGCGGGCGUCCAUCGAAGCUAUGGUGCGGGAGGUGGACCUGGCCAAGGUGUUCUUCAUCCAGGUGGUGGACGCGGAAAGAUUGGCGUCGCCGCUCGUCGAGGGCCACCCUUUCCACGUGGAUGGGCAGCCCGCGCGUAUGAGCUGGUCGCGCAACGCCCGCGCGUUUAUCUACGAGGAGGAGGAUCGUGGGGCAUAUCUUCCAGUCGAGGCCGUUACCAGGGCUCUCAUUGUCGACAUGGGAUACGAGGGCUUCGUGUCCAUGGAGCUCUUCUCGCGGACCAUGUCCGAGGAGGGGAGCGAGGUCCCUAAGCAACACUCACAGAGGGGAAUCCAAGCGUGGGAAAAGCUGAAGAAACGCUUGCAACUGGAUUCUAGGUAG
Diaporthe amygdali is the source of this 2781-nucleotide messenger RNA. RefSeq lists its product as uncharacterized. Gene Ontology annotation, molecular function: DNA binding; zinc ion binding. Gene Ontology annotation, biological process: DNA-templated transcription. Bases 1 to 2781 code for a protein of 926 amino acids. The transcript has 6 exons. NCBI's taxonomy places the organism in Eukaryota, Fungi, Ascomycota, Sordariomycetes, Diaporthales, Diaporthaceae. The record is from RefSeq and is a predicted model, not a curated record.